AUGUCAGAUAAACCAAAGAGAGUUGAUGCAAUUUUUGUAUUUGAUUUAAACAGAAAGUCUGAUCUCGACUACCCGUCAGAUAAAGAUAUACAGCUUAGCAAAUUACUGUAUUAUCACCCUGAGGAUAGGUCCGUUGACGACAAAUUGUCCCAUUUCGGCCUAAUUGAAGGCCUAAUAACUCUUUCAAAUGAUGAAAUGACGUUGGAGAGUCUUCAGGAGAUGUUGGAGAACAUAUUACCAACAUUUAUGAAUAAUUCCACGAAGACAAUGCUCAACUUUCUAAAAGAUGUGGAGGCAUUUAAGAAGUUCCACACAAAUAUGAAUUUGUCCCUGGAUAUUCAGCUGAUGAUAGAUGAUUUGUAUAACGAAUUUGAGCCUAUUUCAAAGUCGCUGCUGAUAUAUAACCAACAAGUUCUGCACUACAGCAUGGAGCUUGAUGAAGUUUUCCUAAUAUAUUGUUACAUAGUCAGGUACAUGGGGAACGUAAGUAAAGUCAAUGCAAUGAAUGUAAAAUGGCCAGAGAAUAACGAAGUGACAAUAGUGGAUUCAAUGGAAGAUAGCCUGUUCAGCCCACAAAUAUACAUAAAUAAUGUACUAUACACUUUAACAAUAAUAUCGGUACAUAUAAAUAGAGAUAAUAAACAUUUUAGACUAAAAAUUCGAUACUUGGUUUUGACGAACACCAAGUUCUUUGCAUUAAACAGCCUAUCAAAGACAAUAAACAGUGUGGGAUUUGAUAGUCUGAACAACGAAACGAUUGAAGAGCUUUCUAUGAUUUAUGACUUGCAUGACAUCCUCAGUACCUGCAGGGAACAACUGUACAAUACUCAUAUAAAAACCAAAAACUCAUGGAUUAGCACUAAAUUCAACAACUCCAGGCUCGUUUUUAAUAACUAA
Molecule: messenger RNA, 897 nt
Organism: Theileria annulata
Lineage: Eukaryota; Apicomplexa; Aconoidasida; Piroplasmida; Theileriidae
Exons: 7
Coding region: 1-897 (298 amino acids)
Source: RefSeq, a predicted model, not a curated record